UUUAAUGCAUUUGAACUACACGAACGGAGACUCUCUCUCUCACUCAACUCUUUUCUUUUUGUUUCCUCUCUUUGUGAUAAGAAAAAGGCUUCGAUUUUAAUCAUAAAACUCUGAAAAUCUUAAAUUUAUAGUCUUACUCUUAUCUGUUUCUCGGUGAAACUCUAAGCCCAAAAAUUGGGUCUGCAUUUAUUGGAGUGGCAGAGACAGAAUUGGUGAAGAAAGUAGAGGCUUUUUGUUGAUCCAUGAGGCUUUAGCUGGUUCACUCCCAAUUUUUUUCACAUAUGGAUAGAGCUCGUCCCUUUUCUCCUUUUAUUCUCUUAUAGUCCAAAUUUUGAUUUUAAAAAUGGGGGUUGAGAAAGAAGGCUCAAAAAAUGGAGCAGGUUAUGUUGGUGGUUUCUUUCAGCUGUUUGACUGGACUGCUAAAUCUAGGAAGAAGUUGUUCUCAAGCAAGUCAGACUUACCAGCCCGUUCAAAACAAGGAAAGAGAAGUGAUGGGAACUUGCCAAUGACGCGGCUAAAUCUGAUGGAUGAGGAUGAAACUGCAGCAGGAUCAAGUAUUAGAGGGAGUAGUGAUUAUAGUUGUGCUUCAUCAGUAACAGAUGAUGACGGAUUUGGAGCUAGGGCCCCUGGGGUAGUAGCGAGACUUAUGGGGCUAGAUUCUAUGCCGACUUCCAGUUUUGCUGAGCCCAAUUGUACCCCAUUUUUGGAUACCCAAUCUCUUAGGGAGGCUUCCCAGAGGAGGAAACAUUUUGAAUAUUAUCAUGAUCCUCAAAUUAUGUAUUCUGGAAUUCUACUUAAUAAGGAGGAAGGCCCUCCUAGGAACUUCUUAGAGUCGAAGCCUCAGAAGGUGUUAAGCAGGCCUAUUGAAAAGUUCCAAACUGAAAUUUUGCCUCCGAAGUCUGCUAAAUCAAUUCCAGUUACUCACCAUAAACUUUUAUCUCCUAUUAAAAGUCCUGGCUUCAUUCCUAGUAAAACUGCUGCUCACAUAAUGGAAGCGGCUGCAAGAAUUAUCGAGCCUAGCCCACAAGCUAUUGCCAAGGCCAAAAUUUCUAUGGUUGGAUCUUCUUCAGUACCCCUGAAAGUUCGGGAUCUUAAAGAAAAACUGGAAGGUGCACAGAAAAUGCCAUUGGUUGGGUCCUCUUCACUACCUCUGAAAAGUCGAGAUUUAAAGGAGAAAUUGGAAGCUCCUAAUAGAACAUCCAGGCUUGCUGAAGCUUCUCGAAGACCUGCUGAGUCAAAUGCUGCGAAGUAUCUUAAGGGACAGCCUUUGAACAAAAGCUGGAAUGGAUCAGUAGAAACAACAUCUUUCAGGUCUUCUCCUGAGACUGAAGAAGGUGCUUCUGGUUUAAAGAAUAAGGGAAAAUCUAUCUCGCUCGCAAUCCAAGCAAAGGUCAAUGUUCAAAGAAGAGAAGGUUUGAAUACAAGUAACAGUCGAACCUUGGUAGGCCAGAAAGACCAGAGUGAGGCUGUCUCUAGCCAGAAUAUAAGGAGCCAACCAAACAUCCAAAAGAGUUUGCCAAGAAAAUCUGUACAUAAUGGUCCUACUGUUCUCAGGCAAAAUAAUCAGAAGCAAAAUUGCAUUGUGGAUAAAGACAAGUCUUCAAAGUCACCAAUUUCCAACUCACAGUGUAGGAAGACUCCGUCUGGAAAUCCUUCUGUGAGGCAAAAAACAUCAGGUAAAACUGCUGGUUCCAAAACUGGAACCAGGAAGUUGAGCCCAGAUGUUACAGAUAGUGAAAAGGGACUUUCAAGUUACAGUAUUAAGCAUAUUCCGAGGAAGAAGAGAUCUAUAGAUGGGACCUUACAUCUUGAGAAAAAUCAGGGGUUGAAUAACAUGUUAAUUGACAAUAGCCGGAAGGAGAUUGACUCAAAGCCUGCCUUUGACAGAAACUUGAGUUGGGCAGAAGAAAGCAAGAAGAAAGGCAUGGAUGUUGUUUCAUUUACAUUUACAGCUCCCUUGACAAGAUCUAUACCUGGUUAUGAAACAUCUGGUCAGCUUGUCCAGAAAAAUAGCGGUGCUUGCAUGGAUAAUCGGGGGAAGAGGUUGUUGCUUGACACAGAUAGUAUGAAGCUAUCUUCAGUGGGAUACAAUGUCAUAGGAGGAGAUGCUUUGAGUAAUCUCUUAGAACAAAAGUUAAGGGAAUUAACCAAUACUGUAGAGUCUUCUGGCCGAAAUCCUGUGAAAACAGGAUCAGCCUCGACUUCUGCAUCAUUUUUGCAAGAUUUGACUCCAGCUCUCAAUUCAGGAGGAACUACUCCAAAGUUACAUGAUAACAAGGGCCGAAACAUGCUGCUAAUAGAUAAAUCAGGCAGCAGCUAUGAUUCUGAUGUAUUCUCAUCUGAUCCUGCGGCUCUUAGAUUGAAACACUUGUUUCAGGGAGUUGAUGAGAUGGAAGAAUGCAGCAGCAAAUCUAGUGAUUCCAGAAAACUACUUGAUCUUAGACGUCCCAGUCCGGUGUCUGUUCUUGAGCCUUCCUUUUCAACUGAAAGUAGCAGUUCUCUGGACAGCACAUAUUGUAGCAGUACUGAAGGUAGCAAGCAAUGUUCAUCUAUUCAAGCUCAGGAAAUUUUUGGUUUCAAUUCUUCAAAGAAGUUCCAUUAUGUUGAUGCUGAUACAGAUUUAUCAGAUUCUGCUUCUUCAACAUCUAAUGGCAUUACAGCUAGGAAGCAUGCAAAUAUUUUUCCUGUGACAGAUAUAGUGAAAUCAACCAACUGGGAAAUAGAGUAUGUGCAGAAGAUACUAUGCAAUCUGGAAUAUAUGUUUAAUGACUUUGCACUAGGUCGGGCUUCUGAGAUCAUAAACCCUCAUCUAUUCAACCAGUUGGAAAAUCGUAAAGAGGGACUAGUUAGUGAUAGUGUUGAGGCUAGGCUAGAGCGGAAGGUUAUAUUUGACUGUGUGGGAGAAUGCUUGGAUAUAAGAUGUAGGCGGUAUGUUGUUGGUGGAUGCAAAUCAUGGUCAAAAGGAGUAAUGACAGUGAGAAGAAAAGAUUGGCUAGCUGAAGAAGUGCUGAAGGAGGUCUCAGGAUGGAGAGGCAUGGGGGAUUGUAUGGUGGAUGAGCUUGUGGACAAGGAUAUGAGCAGUCAAUACGGAAGAUGGCUAGAUUUUGAAGUUGAUGCUUUUGUACUUGGAACUGAGAUUGAGUGCCAAAUAUAUAACACUCUGCUUGAUGAGGUGGUUGCUGAUAUCUUUCUGCGAUGACGCUGUUAACUAAAGAAGUGUAUAUCUGAAACAGCAUGGUGGAUCAGAUUGGAGAUCUGUUUCCGAUAACAUUAUUGUUAAACUUUCAAGCCAUGCUUCUGUAUCAGAGGUGGAGUACUCUGAGGUCAAGGGCUAAAAAGUCUUGCAGUUCUGAUAGUUCGAGCAUGAGCAGUUUCCACCUCCAGUACAUGUUAAUUAGUUUCCUUAAUUAGAUUGUUACUUGGGGUUCUUGCAUUUGUAAGAUUUCAAUAUUUCUUGCUCAGAUUAUUGUUUCAUUUGUUGCCUUGUGGAUUAGUGAAGUGUUUAUAAGAUGUUAUCUGCGAAUCACUAUAACGAAAGGCCAGAGGUCCCACUUUCGAAUUA
Ricinus communis (castor bean) is the source of this 3562-nucleotide messenger RNA. RefSeq lists its product as uncharacterized. Lineage: Eukaryota; Viridiplantae; Streptophyta; Magnoliopsida; Malpighiales; Euphorbiaceae. The coding region runs from base 344 to 3199 and encodes 951 amino acids. The transcript is spliced from 6 exons. The record is from RefSeq and is a predicted model, not a curated record.